UUCGCUUUAUUUUGAUUUUGCUCACUGCGCUGUCACACAACUGACAUAACCUCAAUCGCAGCCAUACAAAAUGUAAACAAUGCCCGCCGUAGAAGGAAGGAGACGUAGAAAAAGCGUCCCAGCAUAACGGUGUGUGUGCGUGCGUGUGUGUCAACAUUUCAGGCUUACAUAUAUGGGAUAUGCAGCUUUGACUGCAGUGAUAGAAGAAUGAUGAUCCAUUGAGGACGAGCUUGAAAAUAAGCAGCAAACAUUAAGCUUGAGGAUGCUCAGAAAAUCUACGUUAUGGAAUGAGCAGCGCUGGCAAUGAUAAGGUAGUACGUGUGAAGCGAACCCAACCAUGAGCAGCGAACGGAUGCGGGGCAGCUACGGGUCUUCCGCUAAGCAGCAGCUAAACCACGAAGCUACCACCGAGCACGAUGCGGUCAACAAUCGGUUCAUCGCGAAACGGGAGCCGGAAGUGGCGUACUGCCUGUCGUGCCGGGCCCAGUUCAGUGAAUCGCUACCGAACGACAUCAUACAGCAUUACAUGAACCGCAAGCACGAACCGUGCUGCCGUUGUCUGUACUGCAACGGACCAAUGUAUCGUUACCGUGAUAGCAAGGACGCCGUACGGUACUAUCACGAUUGCCACCGUUCCAAGCGCUUUCUGGACGCUUCGUAGCGAGUCGAAAGGACAGGCGACGUAAAAUACUACCAACUGAUGCGAAAAGUACAGGCGCUACAUCGAGUUGUAUUUAUUUAUUCAUAAUGACAAAAAAAAACGCGUAUCAAAAGGUGUACGAAAAAAUGCAUCAUCCAUGUAUACUGGGUGGUAACAAUCUUAAA
Messenger RNA from Anopheles stephensi (Asian malaria mosquito), 825 nucleotides. RefSeq lists its product as uncharacterized. The transcript is spliced from 3 exons. The record is from RefSeq and is a predicted model, not a curated record. Bases 338 to 661 code for a protein of 107 amino acids. Lineage: Eukaryota; Metazoa; Arthropoda; Insecta; Diptera; Culicidae.